CCUUCUAAUAAAUGAAUAUCAACGUUAAAUAUUCAUGGUCCCCAUGGAAAAGACAAAAUCUGUUGACCAUGAAAUAAUAUAUAACGCUGUUAAAUAAAAAUGUAGACUACUUUCAAAGAAACAGAAAACUGAAAUGUUUUCUACAAAGGAGGAGGGUCUGUUACAUGCCAUCGCAUGCAAGGCGGAAUUCAUGAAACAUUAGUUUAUUGUUUAUAAAAAAAUGAGCUUAUAUAUUUCAUAAUUCACAAAUUAUAUUUUUAAUUUCUUUUCAUAUUGUAAUGACUUAUCACUAGACAGCUCUGCUGUGAUAAAAUUAAUGAAAUAACGUAUAUAAGAGUGUUUAUUGUAUUAUACCGUAAACACAUAAAAGGAAUAUAACAUCUUGUAGAAAAGAGAAAGAGAAAGAGAGAAUGUUGGCACAAAAUUGGUGUCACAAAUCAUCAGUUGAAACUGGUUGAAAUUUACAUUCUAAUCACAAGCGAGUCCUUUUCAUUUUUAGCUUUUUACAAUGAGGCGUUUAAACUGGGUUUUAGAAAUUGUUUUGCAGUGUAUAAUUUUUGCGCUAUGUAUCCAAUCUGAGAUUUCUAAUGUUGUAAUUCCUGUGAAGACAGAAUUUUCAUGUUUAAACAAAACUGCGGGUUUCUAUGCCGAUAUUGGUGCAAGCUGUAAAAUAUAUCACACUUGUGACGAAUAUGGAAACAAAUUUACGUAUCAUUGUCCGGAGGAAACUGCUUUUCGGCAGGAUGCUUUGAUAUGCGAUCACGCCCAUCUUGUUCGCUGUCACGGACAUACUAUUUACAACUCCAAGUAUAUAGAAGAAAAAAACAAGAACUCUUCUUUAAAUGUUUCUCCUAUAAAAGAUUUAGUGGAAAAAAGUCAAAAUGUUUUUCAUGUGACACAAUCACUAAAAACAAUCAAUAAAGUGCGAUAUGGAUUUACUAUUAGUACAAAAGAGUAUUUUGGAAAUAUGAAUAAACCACAAGUUGCAGAACCUAAUAUAACAAAUUUUCAUAUAACGAACGAUACCAGUUUUACUGCAACUCUUCCUAUUAACAAUUUUAUGAAGACAACAUUGCAGCAUGUAUCUUCUGCCAACAAUACUCAGGAACGUGGAUCAAUUAAAAAUGACAAUUUUUCUACUCAAAAACAAUUUUUUAAUAGCUGGGAUAAAUUAAAUGAGAAAGAUCGAACUAAUCAGAAGGAUUAUUUGAAUCGGAAAACAAAUGAUGCUUCGUACGACUUCGUGAAGUUUUCUGUUAAUGUGUUUCCUGGAAAUGCUCAAAAUCAAGAAGAUAAUGCAAAGAAUUACCAAACUAUAAAAAAUAUUACAAAUUUGUCAAAGUUACCUUUCACGAAUCAUAGAAAUUAUCCUUAUUCAGAAACUUUGAAAUCCGUACAAAAAAACACUCAGAUUUCUGCUACUACAAAUAGUAUAAAACCAGAGCAUACUUUAGUAGUCACCACAGAGUUACCUGUAUAUGCUUUGACAUUGUCUUUGAAACCAUUAAUACCCAGUGAAUUAGAAUAUGAUCCGUAUUAUCCAAAAUUGUCAACAUCAACAGAAUCAUAUUAUACUCCAGCACAUAGUAAGGAAUUGUCUUACAUGAAAGAUCCUGUUCAAGCAACAUGGUCAAGCAUUCAUUUCGAACUUCCACCUAUUUUGCCGGAUUUGAAUUCCUUAGAAGACAUUGUAGAUCGUAGAAAACUGUUUUAUAUCCCACGAAUUACAUCCAAUUAAUGUUUAAAUACCUUCUUUAUAUAAAGAUAACGAAAUGUACAAUGAAAAUAAAUAAAUAAAAACAUA
Messenger RNA from Osmia bicornis bicornis, 1804 nucleotides. RefSeq lists its product as uncharacterized. Gene Ontology annotation, molecular function: chitin binding. The coding region runs from base 509 to 1738 and encodes 409 amino acids. NCBI's taxonomy places the organism in Eukaryota, Metazoa, Arthropoda, Insecta, Hymenoptera, Megachilidae. The transcript is spliced from 3 exons. Gene Ontology annotation, cellular component: extracellular region. The record is from RefSeq and is a predicted model, not a curated record.